CGGGAACUUCUGGCAACUUUCUUUCCCCAAAGCUUCAAGCUUGUCCCCCCUCCUCAACCAAACCCAACGCCCACCACGCUACAAUGCUUUCCGGAAUCCUAGUCUUCAACCAAAAGGGCGAGAACCUUAUCUUCCGUGCCUUCCGCAAUGACUGCCGGCCCCGACUCGCAGACAUCUUCCGCAUCCAGGUCAUCUCCAACCCCCAAGUCCGCUCCCCGAUCCUGACCCUGGGCUCGACAACAUUCAGCCAUGUCAAGCACGAGAACAUCUACCUCGUCGCUGUGACGAAGAGUAAUGCGAAUGCGGCGCUGGUAUUCGAGUUCUUGUAUCGUUUUAUUCUGCUGGGGAAGAGCUAUUUUGGCAAGUUCGAUGAGGAGGCUGUGAAGAAUAACUUUGUGCUUAUUUAUGAGCUUUUGGAUGAAAUCCUUGACUUUGGUUACCCGCAAAACACCGAGACAGACACAUUGAAGAUGUACAUCACGACGGAGGGCGUCAAGUCCGCGAUCGCAAAUAACCCCACUGACUCGAGCCGGAUAACAAUGCAGGCAACAGGCGCCCUCUCGUGGCGCCGUGCAGACGUGAAAUACCGCAAGAACGAGGCCUUCGUCGACGUAAUCGAAGACGUGAACCUGCUCAUGUCCGCGACAGGGACCGUCCUCCGCGCAGAUGUCAAUGGGCAGAUUGUCAUGCGAGCCUAUCUGACGGGAACACCAGAGUGCAAGUUUGGGCUGAACGACCGGCUCCUUCUCGACAACGACUCCGCGGGCCCGGGGUCCGGUUCCGGAUCAGGGUCGCUGGGAGGGAACAAGAUGGGCCUGGGAAGCUCCAAGACGCGUGCGGCAGCAGGUUCUGUGACACUCGAGGAUUGUCAGUUCCACCAGUGCGUGAAGCUCGGCCGCUUCGACGCAGACCGCAUCAUCUCCUUCGUACCGCCGGACGGCGAGUUUGAACUCAUGCGCUACCGCGCCACGGAAAACGUCAAUCUUCCCUUCAAAGUCCACCCGAUCGUGCGCGAAAUCGGCACCACGAAAGUUGAAUAUAGCGUCGCGAUCAAGGCAAACUACUCGUCGAAGCUCUUCGCCACAAACGUCGUCAUCCGCAUCCCGACCCCGCUCAACACUGCAAAGACCACGGAACGCACCUCGCAGGGCCGCGCAAAGUAUGAGCCCGAACACAACAAUAUCGUCUGGAAAAUUGCGCGCUUCUCCGGCGGCAGCGAGUACGUUCUCACCGCGGAGGCAACUUUAACGAGCAUGACGAAUCAAAAGGCCUGGAGCCGGCCACCGUUGAGUCUGAACUUUAGUCUGCUCAUGUUUACGAGUUCCGGGUUGCUGGUACGGUACCUCAAGGUCUUUGAGAAGAGCAACUACAGCAGUGUCAAGUGGGUGAGGUAUAUGACUCGCGCGGGAAGUUACGAAAUUCGAUUCUGAUCCUUGCAUUUUUACUCACUUUGGUAAAUCGAACAUGUUAGCAUUUGUCUCAUCUUACCAUUCAUUUUGACAUUGAUCAUCUUCUUCGUUGCCUACUACUAGCUGGGUAAGGUUAAUGCUUGCUGGUUGAGCUUGGUGUUCGGCGUUUGAUAUAGGUAGUUUACAUACAUCCGUAUACAUCACAUCAUAUUUCAUUGCACCUCUUACUGUGUCUUCACUGUGGGUCAUUCACCAAAGCUGCCAGUGAUACGCGACGAGUACUAGAACCGGGACAUGAAGAUCGCGUGUGUGUGUAUAUAUAUAGAAAUGUAUGUAGAUUUGUACUCACUGACCCAAGAGAUGUCAUAUCGAUUCCUACCACUAGUCCACUCCGGGAGUGUUCAAUCAUAUCUCGCUGCUGGCUUAGCGUCACCAAGAAAGAAAUAUAUCUAGUCAGACCUAGGUCGUGGAAGCAAAUGGGUCAAAAGAUUUACUAUACUGAGGAUCUAGUGGUGC
Messenger RNA from Aspergillus calidoustus, 1925 nucleotides. The record is from the annotation of a GenBank genome assembly. Lineage: Eukaryota; Fungi; Ascomycota; Eurotiomycetes; Eurotiales; Aspergillaceae.